AUGAAUCAAGGGGAAAUAAUGAAAAACAUGGAUAAUGUAUUUAAUUAAUUAACAAAUAAUUUCAAUGAAUUAAUAAGUAGAGAAUAGUUGUUGAGAUUUCUCGACUAAAAAUGUAUAUAAUUAUAUGACAGAAUAAUCUUUGAACAAUUAUAUUCAAGAAUGCCUAAAGGAAUAAAUGGAUAUGUUUCAGUAAUUGAUUUUAAAAACAUUGUUCUUUAAGCCUACUAAACAUUGAGAACUAAAAUUACUCAAUAAUCUACUUUAAUGGACUAAAAAAAAAAGUAAUAUUUCAAAUAUGAAUUAGAGAAUUGAAUUAAAUAUCAAUUAAAUUGAAAUAAUUAAGUAAUAAAGAGAGAUAUAAUAAUAAUAAUAUAAGUUUAUAAAGCACAUUAACAAUUUAAAUAUUAGAUGGAAUAAUUGAGUUUUCAGGGAAUUCUUUAGUUUUUAUAAAGAUAGGAUGUGAUGAAAUUAUUUAUCAAACUAAAUAUGUAAAUAGAAAUUCACCAUAAUGGGGUGAUACAUUUACUUUUCCUAUAUAAUCUGGCUAAGAAGAGAUAUGGCUUGCUAUAUUAGAUGAAGAAUUAGCUUAAAAUAAAUAAAUAGGUGGGUAGGUACAAUUGUAAUUGAAAGAGUUUUAUGAUUAACAAAUCCAUUAAGAAGAACUUAUUUUUAUGGAUCAAUAUAAUACUAUUAGAUCUGCUAUUAUUAAGGUUUCAGUUUAAUGGAUACAUUCUUAAGUAUUAAAAAAUUAGUAAUUAGACAAAAUACCUAGAAUAAGAAAUUCUAGUAACUUAAUAAUAAAUCCAAGAACUUAAUUUUGACAUUGAUGAAUAUAACAAUGAUAUUAAUGCAAUUUUAUAACCUUUUCAACUAUAAAAUUUUAAAGAUCGAUAAAAUUAAUUAGAGUAAAGUUAAAAACAGCAAUAAACUUUAAAUGAAAUUUAUUCAACAUAAUAAAACUAUGCUGUAGAAAUUGCUAAAUAAAAUACAGAAUUAUCUCCAAAUUAAUGGUUGAGAAUAAGUUUGAUACUAACUCUUAUGUUAUUAAUAUCAACUGUAGCAGAAUCGUUUAUAAAAACAUAAUUUUUGGAUGUAUUAAUCAGAUUCAUCAGAUUAGUUUCUAAUUUUAUUUUACAGUUUGUGGUUUUAUAUGAACAAUUUUGAAUUGCAAUCUUUAUUGCAUAUCAAAAUAAUGACAUUUAUGUACAUUUUGUCCAUUAUUUAUGAUGGCUUUUGGUUGUUUAUUUAUUUUAAACCAGAUUUAAAAAAUGAGAUCAAAUUUGAUCAUUAAGAAGAUACAUUUCAUUAAUACACAGUAGUUCUUUGUAUCUUAAUUUUCAUUGAAAAAGUACAAUUUAUAAAUAAAAAUAUUAGCUAUUUAUAAUCCUUUCUUAUAUAAAUCUAUUUUUAAAGUGUCCUAAUGCUAGAUAAAACAUAUUUGAUGAAUAAUUUGAGAUUUGUUUUGGUUCAUAUAAUAAAAAGAGAUUUGUAGAGAACCAAAAAUAAACUUAAUACUCAAGUAAAAUAAUAAGAUAAGGCACAUAAAAUGUAAAAUAUGUUUAUCCUAUAUAAUAAUAAUCUUAAAAUUCAAGAUACUCUUUAAGUUAUGUUUAAUGA
This is a messenger RNA of Paramecium sonneborni, 1617 nucleotides long. The record is from the annotation of a GenBank genome assembly. NCBI's taxonomy places the organism in Eukaryota, Ciliophora, Oligohymenophorea, Peniculida, Parameciidae.